CAGAACUUGUUGCAGAUCCACUGUCAUCUACAACACUCUGCUGUGAUAAAAUGGACAUUCCUAUCCAACUCUCCUGGCAUCGCCGUCACUGGUCCCCAGGCUUCUUCCCACAUCGGUUUUAUGACCAGUAUUUUGGGGAACACCUACCUGACAGUGAUUUUUUUUCACCCUUGCACACCAUGUUUUACUAUCGUCCUUAUUUCUGGCGCUUUCCAAAUUCAUGGAAGACUGGCAUGUCAGAGGUGCGAUCGGAUAGAGAUCGCUUUGUAAUCAACCUGGAUGUAAAGCACUUCACUCCAGAAGAACUGACAGUGAAGGUCAAUGAUGAUUAUAUUGAGAUCCGUGGAAAACGUGAUGAACGACAGGAUGAGCAUGGCAUUGUGGUGAUAGAGUUUUACAGGAAGUAUAAGAUCCCAGCUGGUGUGGACCCAAGUGCCUUCACCUCCUCUCUGUCCUCUGAUGGGGUGCUGACCAUUUGCGUACCUCGCCACCUGUUGGAGAUCACUGAGCCACAUCACUUAUGGAGAAAAUCCAGCAGGAGUGAAAUAAACCGUUCGAUAGUUCACGUCUGCUUCUAGUCUCCAAACAAGAUCAAGUAACGCCACCAUUAAAACAGACAGAAGAUCACAUGCUUUACCGUAAAACAGUAGAAUCUCAAAAUGUUGUGUAAACAGAAAUAUCUGUCCAAAUUAGAGUGUACAAUACAAUAUCAGACAAAAAACACACAGAAGAAUGGUCAGUGAGCCCAGGUUGUUAUACGAGUUUGUUUGGUUUGUUAUAUUUAUGGCCUACAGUGCAGAGAUGUAUGUAAUCAUGUGGCAGACUUGGAUGGUAAUUGUAACAUUGGCUUUGGGAGGAAGCAAUUGUAAUGGGAUGUGUGUUUUUAGAAAUACACAGGUCAAAAUGUUGGGUAUAUAGGUCAAUAAUGGGAAAGUCAUCUGUCUUGGGCUAUGUUGUGUAUUUGAAUGUAAAGUUCACAAUAUACAUAAACAAAGCAUCUUUAUUUGAUACUGUGGUCUAAACCAAUGGGCUAAUUGAGCUGCAUGUGUUUUGCUGAUUAUUGUUCCAUUUACUGGACAGCAAUAAUGUGAAGAAUAAAUGCAUGUGUCUAAUCUGUAUGAGGUUGCAUAUCUAUUCUGCAAAACAGUUAAACAAAUUGGUCAGUGGUACAACUAGAACAUGUCAUGGAUCACAAACAUUUAUGACCAGACACCUUGUAAAAUGUGGUGUAAUUUGUGUUUGGACUGAUGAGGGAAGGGGUGUGGCUAUUAUUAUUACCACCACAUAAUACAUUUUGUUGAUUACUGUAAUUCACAAUUUGUUUUAGUUUGUACCAUAUGUUUUAAAGUGAUGUGUUAUAACUGACAAGUAACUGUAAUUUGCACCAUUGGUGAUGCUCAUUAAAAACUAC
Xyrauchen texanus (razorback sucker) is the source of this 1411-nucleotide messenger RNA. It is a transcript of the gene cryaba, whose product is annotated as crystallin, alpha B, a. The coding region runs from base 51 to 578 and encodes 175 amino acids. The record is from RefSeq and is a predicted model, not a curated record. The transcript has 3 exons. Lineage: Eukaryota; Metazoa; Chordata; Actinopteri; Cypriniformes; Catostomidae. Gene Ontology annotation, molecular function: structural constituent of eye lens; protein folding chaperone. Gene Ontology annotation, biological process: response to heat; protein refolding.